Pseudogymnoascus destructans is the source of this 594-nucleotide messenger RNA. RefSeq lists its product as uncharacterized. Gene Ontology annotation, molecular function: polygalacturonase activity. The record is from RefSeq and is a predicted model, not a curated record. The transcript has 2 exons. Bases 1 to 594 code for a protein of 197 amino acids. Gene Ontology annotation, biological process: carbohydrate metabolic process. NCBI's taxonomy places the organism in Eukaryota, Fungi, Ascomycota, Leotiomycetes, Thelebolales, Thelebolaceae.
AUGUGUAAACACGAGUUGAAGCGCGCGAUUACUAGCAAAUGGCAUGCCGUAAAUGGUGUGACCUUUCACGGGCCGGACAUCUACUGCAACAGCACCCACGGUAUCUCCAUGGGCAGCAUUGGCCAGUAUGAAGGCGUCAAGGAUUACAUAGAGAACGCCUACAUCGAGAACGUGAUCAUGCUGAACGCUGAGGACGGUGCCCGUCUUGAGGCAUGGGCUGGCCCAACCGCCGGCUACGGAUACAUCAAGAACGUCACCUUCAAGAACUUCUACGCUGACAACACUGCUUGGCCCAUCGUUCUCGAUGCUUGCUACUUCAAUGUCAAGCCGGAGAUCUGCUCUCAGUAUCCAUCCAGGGUCGACAUCCACGACAUCGUCUUCAAGAACUUCAUCGGCAUGUCGAGCGGCAAGAACGGACGCCCGGUCGCCAAGCUUACUUGCAGCCCCAACGCUGUCUGUGACAACAUCAAUCUGAGCGAGAUCGACCUUCACAGCCCAAAGGGCGAGGCGGUGAUCAUUUGCGAUGGUAUCUCUGACGUCGGAGUUCCCUGCGUGCCCUUGACCGAGGCCAGGAAGAGAGGCCUCGUGUUGUAA